ACCAACAUAAAUGCGCUCAGUAUACAAUUGAACGUAUAGUAAGUUGCAAGUGAAAUAAGCUAUUAAAGUACUAAUUUAUUACGUAUUUAGUUAAUUUUGCAACUUGACAAUUAGAUCGUCUUCAGAGUGAGCAGUAAUUUAAAUUUCAAUCAUGAAUUUGUCCUUUGCGGGUUGCGGGUUUUUGGGCAUUUACCACAUUGGUGUUGCAUGCUGUUUUCGCAAAUAUGCCCCUCAUUUAUUGUUAAACAAAAUAUCCGGAGCUUCCGCCGGUGCCAUUGCUGCCUGCUGUUUGCUGCUGGACUUGCCACUUGGUGAAACCACCAGUGAUAUCUUGCGAUUAGCCACCGAAGCGAGAAAAAAGUCUUUAGGACCUUUUAACCCUUCGUUCAAUAUACAUCGACUUCUAAUGGAAGGGUUGGAAAAGUUUCUUCCAGCUGAUGCCCACAUUAGAGUUAGUGGCAAACUGCACAUAUCUCUAACAAGAGUCUGUGAUGGUCAAAAUGUGAUAGUGACCCAAUACGACACCCGAGAUGAGCUAAUCCAAGCCCUUCUGGCUUCAUCGUUCAUUCCAAUUUUCUCCGGUUUGCUGCCACCCAAGUUCAAAAAUACGCGAUACAUGGAUGGCGGUUAUAGCGACAAUUUGCCCACAUUAGACGAAAACACCAUUACAGUGAGUCCAUUCUGUGGCGAAUCCGAUAUAUGCCCAAGAGACGAUAGUGCGCAAUUGUUCCAUAUUAAUGUUGCCAAUACCAGCAUCGAACUGUCCAAACACAACAUUUACAGAAUUCUUCGUAUUCUGUUUCCGCCUCAUCCAGAGAAGCUCGCCAACUUGUGUAAGCAAGGGUUCGACGAUGCUCUCAGGUUUCUGCACAAGAACAAUCUCAUCAACUGCACCAAAUGCCUAGCCGUUCAAUCUACGUUUGUCGUUUCAGACACAAUAGAGGAAAGUUUAGUGUAUGACCCACAGUGCAAAGACUGCAAAAUACACCGACAGGAAGCCCUCGUUUCCAACGUUCCAGAGACCGUCCUCAGCGUCUUCCAAGAAGUGAUAGACGCAGCAAACAAGGGCGUUUCAAAUUGGGUUUACAGACACAGAGGAAUGAAGCUGUUUUCUAUUUUGUGCCUGCCGUACACGCUGCCUGCUGAUAUGGUGUGUGCUACUUUUACAAAAUUGCGGAUCGUGUCACCUGAAGUGCCGAAAAUCACUCGUACGUUCGUAUUUCGAAAAGUUACAAAGUUUCAACUAGUUAAUUUAGUUGGAAAGCAGCGGGAUGUGCACUUCUACGAGCACAGACCUUGUCAAUCUUUGAUUUUACCGCAUGCAAACAGAACAUCCAACGGACCGCUCGUUCAUAAAAAGCAUGCUAUUGAACAAGGGGAAAGAAUGGUAUCAACAGUCCCACACGUACGCAACGCAUUCUGGGACCUCAGCAAAGUUCUGGCAGGUCAAGUUUCCUCUGUUUUAAAAAAUGUUAAUAAGAAAACGGAACAGUUGAGCGCCAAAAUCACUUGCCAUUUAGCUGUGACGGAGUAUGGAGGCGUUGAUACGAAUAUGGACAUCGAUCCCAUUCAGAACGAAAUGAACCUGAACUUCACCUUGGACUUGGACGACAGCGACUUGCAACAUCCCGAACACAAAUUCAACACCAAACAGCUCUUGCAACGUAAACCCAGUUUUACGAUCAACAAGACUGAUGAUUCAAUGGACGAUGAUACGUUCGAUCACAUUUUGGAAGUUACAUCUGAUCACGAUGCUGUUAUGGCGUACUAUUAUUUGGAUGAAAAUAAUAAGGUGAAAGUCACAGAAAUAUUCGAUGUAACCGACAGUGAGUCCUCAGCUCUUCAAACCCCACACGAACGGGAUCUUAACAAAAACCUAGAAUUCGAUGAUAUAUGGACCGGAUUGGAUUACCGACCAAAUGAACCUUUAGAUGAUCAGAUGUCCGAAUACUCAGUCGAAGAUGUGCUAGACAACGACAAAACUCUAUUUUCCGAUCCGGAAAGCGAAUGGGUUGGUUCUUGUACUGUAGAAGAACCGGAUGACGAACCCACUUAUACCAAGCAAUCAACCGAUGCCAGGCCUGAAUCAGACCGAACCACUCUUAGUGCUAGUGCUAGUGAAGUUUUAAAAACCAAAUGUACUGUUCCGUCAUUUUCCUAUGAGGAAAUUAACUUUUAAAUAGUGUUAAGCAAAAUGGAAUUGAAUGAUUUUGUCUAGCUUUGUUUAAAAUGAAAUUAUUUUCAAAGAAAAUGGAAUGGAAAAAAGCCUACUUUGUUAGUGUACGGGAAUAUGUGAUAUUGUAGGUCCGAGAUUGUUGGGUUAUUUAAUUGUUAAAAUUUCAAUUCAGCAAAUACGUAACAAUGCGCGAUUAGAUUAUAUUACGCUGUUAUUUCCAUAUUACAUAAAACUUUCAAAAUGUAUUCCUGUUAAUGCUGCAAUCAGCCAAGGUGGUAUUCUAUGGUGCCUAGUAGCAUUACAAUUCAAUGUGAUAUGAAGUGGUAGCAAUUAAGAAAAUUAUUUAGAGUAAGAUAUUCUAAUUUGUGAUUUGUUGCCAAAUAAUAAAAAAGGCUCUGUAGACAAAAUUCAUAUAUGAUACUAAUAGUAUUUAUAUAAUGAUAUUCUGAUAUUUAUGUAUUUUUUUAAUCUGUUGAUUUAUGAAUUAUUAACUUAUUGCACAAUAAAGUUAUGAAAAUACA
Dendroctonus ponderosae (mountain pine beetle) is the source of this 2697-nucleotide messenger RNA. Its product is annotated as 1-acylglycerol-3-phosphate O-acyltransferase Pnpla3. NCBI's taxonomy places the organism in Eukaryota, Metazoa, Arthropoda, Insecta, Coleoptera, Curculionidae. The record is from RefSeq and is a predicted model, not a curated record. Gene Ontology annotation, cellular component: cytoplasm; membrane; lipid droplet. Gene Ontology annotation, molecular function: triacylglycerol lipase activity. Gene Ontology annotation, biological process: triglyceride catabolic process; lipid homeostasis. The transcript is spliced from 11 exons. Bases 152 to 2179 code for a protein of 675 amino acids.